AUGCAGGAUGCCGUGCGGGGGCUGCUCGACGCUGCCGCGAUCCUCACGGGCGACCGCGAUGCUGCUUUGCACAUUGAGCGUGCGAAGCGCACGCGCGAACAGAUAGCUACGGGCGAGGGACGCGAAGCCGGCAUGCGACACACUUUGCAGCAGCGCCUCGACCACUUUGCCAAGACACCGCUCUACACAGAACUGGCUGGCGAGCUGGGGGGCGUGCUGUAUGCAAAAGAGGAUGCGACACUCGAGCAGGUGCAGCGGAAUACGGGCUGGUUCGCUCUCGCAUGCACGGACCGGAUCCACACAGUCGCACAGACACCACAGACACCCACGCCAGGAAAAGAACCCGUGGCGCUGCUGGGUGCGCGCGACCUGGCAGUGAUCAAACAGCUGCUCACUGCGAGCUUUGCGUGGCUCGUUGUACCGCUCAUCGAGCUGUACGACACAACGUUCGAGGUCAUGCAUCCGUCGACGCUGCACGAAGACAUGUCAGACAGCACACGCUUGCACGAGGCCGACGAUGACGACGCACUAUGGGAUACGGUAAACAAGCAGCUCGCGCGUAUCAUCGGCAUCUUUGCCAACUUGUUCCGGCGCGCCACCGAUCCGGUGUCCAACACGGCGCUGCCGGUCUCCCAGGUGGCCCGGACCGACGUCGCUGUGCUGGUCCUGCGCAUCUACUUUGUAGACGUGCUCCGCGUGCUCGUCCGCAUUGCAUUUGGGCCUGCGACCAGCGGCCUCACCGCGCCCGUGGAGGCGGCUCAAGACGAACUGCACGGACUGCUCGAAGCUUUGCCGACAUCGAUCGACCUCGCCGCACUGCGCAGCGUGCCGACAGUCAGCGCGCUAUCGUCGCAUCUGCGCAGCGGCGCACCGAGCACGCCCAGGUUUGUGCGUGAGCACUGUGCGCGCCUGCUUUCGCUGCAGCUGCUCCGGCCCGAGGGCGUGCGUACGUUGCUCAUUGGCAUGCUCGGCGCGAACGAGGCCGACAUGCUCAGUGGCGAUAUCGGCGACGAGCUCGGCGAGGGUGAUACCACCUUUAAACGUCUGGAGGGCGCGACAAAGCUGCUGACGACACCGCCAAAAGGAAUGGAGCGCAGCCGCUACUAUGCUGAAAUGAUCCCGCACGUUUUGUCGGUGCUCGACCCAGUCACGCAGCCAAACACGACGCCUGUGCAUGGCAUGCACCGUCGUGCUGCUGCCUUUACGCUGAUGCGCAUGGUUGAGCGCAGCCCGACGGCGGUGCAUGCCUCGCUUGAUCCGGUGAUUGGCGGCGUGCUGCUGGCCAAGGUGGCCGGCGCUGCGGACGUCGACCGUGCGCUGCGUCUGCUUGCUUCAGCCGUCUUGCUUGCGCCGCCUUCGGCGGACUUUAUCCAUUUUAUGGUAGCCCCUCUGGCGCUCCGACUCUUGAAACUGGACACGUUCUUCGAGAGCGACCCCAAGGCAAAAGUCGAGACGAUGUCGGACGAUGCACGCUCGCGAGCGACCCAAAAGAACGAGGUGAACGAAACGCUGCACAUCUGGCUGCGCCUCGGCGCGGCUGCCGAGACGGCACAAGCGAUCAGCACGGCGCUUCAGGCUGCGUGCACGUCAGAUGGCGCAGCUUGGCAUGAUACGAAUGACGGCGUCGAGAUCGUCCCGGAAGACCCUCGCUCUGACGUCGAUUUCCGUGGCCUCCUCAAAGGCACCGUACUGACCAUUGAGCAGCUCCAGCAGCAGCUGUCCUUGACUGAGGGCGACGAGCCCCAUAUGCCAGCCGACCUGGUGCAGUCGCUCUCGUUCCCUGUGCUUCCGCAGCGCGUGAGUGCGCUUCUGAAACGGGCGCAGCGCCAGGAUGUGGCCAGCUCUCUCCUCCUCACCUCGCUCGAGAGCUAUUCACGGACCCAGACGCAGGCCACGUCCCAGAUCACGGUCGACGAAGCAAGUCCUGCUGAGCUGGAGCAGCGCUCGGUCUACUACCUGCAGCUCAUCGGCCAACUUCUCGAGGCGUUUGGCGCCAAGCUGCUCGACGGAGAUAUCGAUCGUGUCUUGCGCUUUAUCGACUAUGCAUGCACGCAACAUACCCCUCAUACGCCGGCAGACACAAAGGAAGCACCGAGCACGCUCGAUGCGCUGCGCAAUAUUCAGGACCAAGAAGAGGACGCGCCCGGCGCCGAGCACGACUGGGAGCUGGUCAACACUGCACUGAACCUCUUCUUGUCACUGCUCGAAGGGCACACGGAGCUCGUGCCGCAGACUACGCCGAUGCUCCAGGUCCUGCGCCACAAGGUCGAGGGCCUCCGCGAUGCGCCCGAUGCCGAGGUACGUGCGCUGUCGCAAGAAGUCGUACUGGUCCUCAGCGCACGGCAGCAGCAAGCAGCGCCUCCAAGCAGUACGGCCGUUCGGCCCAAGUACCUCGAUGUGUACCAAGAGGCGCUGCAGUACCUGCAAGACCCGAUUAUCCCCGUGCGUGCGCAUGGUCUGCACCUCUUGUCGCAGCUUGUGUCCAAGGACAAGAAAGUACACAGCGAGUGCUACGGCGACGAGCUCGAUCCUGCCUUGCUCCCUGCGAUCUUUGACAUCUUUAUGAAUGCGAUCCAAGACGAGGAGAGUUUCCUCUACUUGAACGCGGUCAAAGGUCUGGCGCAGAUGGCGGCGCACUGGCGCGAUGCGACGCUCCGUCCGCUCGUUGCACUGUACGUCGGCGGCGACAAGACACAGAACGGCAUGGCCUGUGCGCUCGAGUACGGCCAGGAACUCAGCCAACGCGAAACGGACAAGCGUUUGCGCAUCGGCGAGGCACUUCUGCAAGUGCUGCAGCACUGCGGCGAGGCAAUUGUGCCGGCCGUGGCCCUGAUUGUGAAUCCGCUCCUGACGGCGGUGCGCAAUCCAGUGUUUUCCGCGACGCUGCGCAGCUCGUUUAUCUCGAUCCUCGGGACGUGCGUCGAGGUCGCGCCGACGGCGCUCGCUUCGAGCGGGGCGUCCGAAGACAUGGCCCGCCUCUGUCGUGAGCUCGUCCAGGUCGAGAGCGUCCGUCGCCCGAUGAUGCGCAAAGCGCACGUCACGGCACACGUCACCGGCAAGGACGCCACAGGCGAGCAAAAGCGCACGGCGAUUGACGACGACGACGACGAGUGCGAAAAGAUGGCGGAAAAAGAGGGACAUGCGGGCACCGACGUGGACCCCAAGCUGCCGCAGCUCCGCCGCGCCGCGCUCCUGCUCCUGGCCGUGCUGCUGCGCUCGACGCGCCACCAACUCGAUGCCUUCCUCGACGCCCGCCAACACCAGCUCGAAGAAACGCCCGAGCCCGAAUCGCUCUCGGCGCUGCGUCUGCCUGGCGGCGGAAUGCUGCCCGAGACACGCCAGACGACAUCCAAGGUGCCGGCGCCGGUCCCCUUGCUCUCGAUGCAGGCGGCGCAGCACCUGGUCCCUGUGAUGAGCUAUGUGGCUACAGAAGACGUUGACGCACUGGUGCGCCAACAGGCGAGCGACUGCCUGGACGAGGUGCGCCUGCUCGAGUCGGCGCACAUCUCGGCACGCGCCGCCGGCCUUUCGUAG
Molecule: messenger RNA, 3534 nt
Organism: Malassezia japonica
Lineage: Eukaryota; Fungi; Basidiomycota; Malasseziomycetes; Malasseziales; Malasseziaceae
Exons: 4
Coding region: 1-3534 (1177 amino acids)
Biological process (GO): protein secretion
Source: RefSeq, a predicted model, not a curated record